This is a messenger RNA of Lytechinus pictus (painted urchin), 7041 nucleotides long. Its product is annotated as mixed lineage kinase domain-like protein. Gene Ontology annotation, biological process: cell surface receptor signaling pathway; protein phosphorylation. Gene Ontology annotation, cellular component: plasma membrane. The record is from RefSeq and is a predicted model, not a curated record. Bases 361 to 1938 code for a protein of 525 amino acids. The transcript has 12 exons. Gene Ontology annotation, molecular function: protein kinase activity; ATP binding. Lineage: Eukaryota; Metazoa; Echinodermata; Echinoidea; Temnopleuroida; Toxopneustidae.
AACAUAAUCAAUUUUUCUUUCGAACAGGAUUUCCGGACUUGCAGAUCUAAAUCGUCAACACUAGUUUCUUAAUAUUCAUUGUAUUUGUUUAUGUUAAAUUUUCAGGCUUCCGGUUUGAGUUUUGAAAAUUUGCUUGCUCUUCCCAAAAGUUUCUUUCUGUUUUCUUAUUCUUUUCCAAUUAAACUAACGCCUGGUGAGAGGAAUCCGUAAGUGGCCUCGGCUAGGCUCAAUGCAAUUUGCAUGUGUUUCAUUUCAUCGUACCGCGUGUACAUUAUCGAACGCAGUACUAGUAAACUAACCAAAUACUUGACUAUAUAGUCAGACAAAUUAAUAAUAGUGACUAGUGUCUAGUGAGACAAAAUGUCUGUCGUUGAUAUUCUUUCUGGUGUUGGUUCGUUGUGUGAACUCGGGCUGAAGAUCUAUGAAGCUGCACAGCAGGUUAAAAGUUUCAAAUCUCAGAGCAAAACACUAUCGAAAAGAGUUCAAAUUAUCCUCAUUCCCGUGAAAGCGCUCCAGAAAGAAGCAGAAUCCAAGAACGUUAUUCUUCCGGAGUUGGACCCGACGCGCCCCGAUGGUGUUGGCUACGAUUACCACGAAGGCCCGAUGAUGUAUAUCCGGCCUCUCAAAGAGUUGCAGGAUUGUAUGACAAACAUUGAAAUCUUUCUCUUGAAGUUGGGGGGUAAAACAUGGUUGGACAAGUUUGUGCACAAGCAGAAAAUCCAGGAUAAUUUUGAUAGUUACAAUGACCAGCUGACAACCUUACAACAGAGUCUUGGUUUCUCACUUCAGGCUGCAUUCCCCAAAAUCAUCAACGCAGACAUGCGGAAACAACUCAGUGAUGCUUUCGACAAGGAUAAGAUGGAGAAGCAGAAGAUAGAAGACUUGGAGGAAGACUUGAAGAGCAUAAAAGCAGACUUGGAAGAUCUCAAGCAGUCCGAGAAGGAUCAGAGCCAAGACAUCGAUGACAUCAAAGGGAAUCUCAAACUCAUAUAUGAAGCUAUAAAGACAGAGUUUGAGCGUCUGAACAAAGACAUACAGUUCAUAGAACAACUCGCAGGUUGCGAGAAGUAUGCCAGCGAAUUAAGCAUGAACUACACUGAAUUUACGGACCUAGAGACUUUGGAAGAAGGAACCUAUGGACCUAUCAUCAAGACGAAACACAAGUUCGAAGACAAGAUGCUGGUCAUCAAAGCCUUUGAAGACAAGGAAUUAUCUACCAAGAAAGAGCUAAAAGAACAAUUGAACCUAUGGAAGAACCUGCGCUUCUCAUCGUAUAUAGUUCAACUCUAUGGAUACACUAUGGAUUAUGAAAGUCGUAUGUGCUUUGUGGUCGAGUACAUGUCCCACGGAACCCUCCGCAGUGUUCUCCAAGACAAGGAAAAUCAUCCGUUGCCAUGGGAACAGAGAAUCGUACUUGCCAGAGAUUGUGCUCAGGGGCUCCAUGCAAUCCACUUUGGCCAGGGAACGAAGAUCAUGCUUCAUAGAGCAGUGACGUCUACUAGGUUUCUAGUGGACGGUCGCUACAGAGCAAAGAUCUCUGAUAAUGGCUUUGUGAAGUCAGCAUCUAAGAUUAGUAAGAGUAAGUCGACGAUGUCGUCGGGAGGCCGUGGGUCAGUCGAGCAAGAUGAAAUGAACUACCUGUGUCCCGAGGAAACGAGCACCAGUUUCAAACGCAGCAUAAAGAGUGAGGUUUACAAGUUUGGAGUGAUCUUGUAUGAGAUUGCAUCGAGGAUGCGACCAUUUGAGGCCACAGAACUCAAAGAGGGGGUCUUGACACCGCUUCAGAAGCACAACAAGAUCAAGGAUGGCAUAGUAGAAGAUCCUCCGACUGACACGCCGGGUCCUUUCAAAGAUCUGAUUCUUCUCUGUCGGCACAGUUAUCCCAAUAAACGACCAGCCACUGAUGCUGUUGUUGCCCACCUGUGUAAGAUGUGCUAGACCAGAGCUUGCCUGCAUCUGCUGUAAAAUGCUUCUCUACUUUGCGGGGAAAAGACCUUCAGUGACCCGAGAAGUCUCUGUUCUCAGUUUUAUACCAGCUUGUAUCAUUGAGGAGGAGAAACAGGAGCAGGAGGGGGGAGGAGCAGCGGGAGUAGAAUGAUUGAUGAAGGGGAGGGGGAAAUAAGUUAUGAUGGUGGUUUAUUUUGAAAGUGGUAUGUACAUACAUUGUGAUAUUACGAAUGUAAUGGUAGUGGUGAUGAUGAUUUAUAUGAUAAUGAUGAUAGUGAUGAUGAUGAUUGGUGAUGAUGGUGAUGAUAAGGAUGAAGAUAAUGAUGUGAUAUUUAUGAUGGUGGGGAUGAUGAGGAUGAUGACGAUGAUGACGAUGAUGAUGAUGAUGUUGAUGAUGAUGACGACGACGACGAUGAGGAGGAGUAGGAAGAUAAUGACGUUGUGAUGAUGAUGAUGAGGAUGAUGAUGGAGAUAAUCAAGUAAUAUGAAAUCAUGAACACAAUCAUUAAGAAGAAUAAGAGCAUUUUGAUGACGGUUGUUCAAUGAACUUAUCAUGAAGACCAUGCAAAUAAAAAGCAGUGCCAAUUAUUUUGAUUAUGCUUGUGAAUUGGCGGUUGCACUGCUACAAAUUUUGACACUUAGUACCUUCUGCAAACAAUCAAACUCCUUUUUAUAACUUGUGUUUUGUUCUUUACGCUUAUAUUUUGUUUCUUUAAAGGAGAAUGAAACUCUUGGAGCAAGUUAGCUUUUGUGAAAGCAGAAAAAUCAAAGAAUAAGAUCAACAAAAGUUUGAGUAAAAUAGGACUAGGAAUAGAAGAGUUAUGAGCAUUUGAAUUUCGAGAUCACUAAUGCUAUGGAGAUCCUCCCAUUGGCAAUGCGACCAAGAUCUAUGAUGUCACAGAUGAACAACUCUCCCCUUUUGGACACUCUGAAAAUAUACCCCAAAACAUCUCUUUUUGCUAUUCUAAUCAUAUGACAAAUGAUUCAUCAAUGAUAUAAUGUUGUGAAACCUCUGUACUUGUCCUCUCAUAAAGAGAACACCUCACCUUGUGAUAGACUCUAUAAAAGUGAGAAUAUAAGUGAAAUAAGUACUAAAGUAAUGAGGGAGUUGUACGUGUGUGAUAUCACAGAUCUUGGUCGCAUUGCCAAUGGGAGGAUCUACAUGGCAUUAGUGAUCUCAAUAUUCAAAUGCUCAUAACUUUCUUAUUAUUCAUUCAAUCUUCCUCAAACUUUCAACAAUAUGUUUCUUUUAUUUUUCUCUUUGAUAUGGAUUCAGCUGGUUUCAAGGGUUUCAUUCUCCUUUAAAAAUCAACUUGAAUAGUACUUGUCACUCCGACCUUGCCUGUGAUUAAGAAUCGGUGACCAGUUUCAUAAAACUUGUUACAAUAAUAAAUUUGCAAUAAUAGUUACAAGCUACUGAAACCAUUCAAUUUGAUUGGCUGAUAGUGAACUUGUUACAGAAAUGGUGCAUUUGUUAUUAUAACAAGUCUUAAUGGAAAAGGACCGGAUUGUAAAAAUCGUCCAUCUUUAUAGUGAUACAGUAUUUUUAACAAGGCUGUGUCAUUCCACCUGUGCUUUGAUUCCAUUCCAUGUAAAUUGAACAUUGUUGCUAUUUAUGAUACGUAUUUCAUAUUCAUUUGAAUCGUGCUUUAAUUAUUUAAUAUUUAUGGUAAUAAGCUUUUGAUUUUGAAUGAUCUUCCAAUAUCUUCCUUUGUCAUUACAUGUAUUUAUAUCUUUAAAAACAUCAUUAUAAUAAAAUGUUCUUUAAUGAGAAGUAUUGUGCCUUUAUAUAUUUUUUCAAUAAAGUUAUUAACUUUAUUGAAAAAAUAUAUAAAGUAUAUGCCUUUUUUCUCUUGAAUGUAAUGACAAUGAUAUGUUUUCCAUGAUGUUAUCCUCUUUUAUUACAAGUAUUUUUACCAGGGUAGGAAGUAAUCUUUAUUUUUCUAGGGGUGUUUUUUUCCACUUUCGGGUGUUGCAGACUAUGGGGGACUAAUUCUUUCAUUUCAAGGGCUGUUUUUUCUGUGCAAAAUGCAAUUAUAAUGUAAAAAGCAUUUGAAUAUUAUAUAUUCUAGUGUUUGUGGCAGAUGAUCUUAGGGUGACUUUAGGAAAGGUGGUUGCCCCAAAGCACACAAUUUGGGGAAAUUUAAGGGUAAUUCAGGUUGUCAUGAGGGCAAAAUCACCCAAGCCCACACGCAUUUCCUUAGCUGAUAUUUAUCUUUAUUUAAAAACAUCAUCAUUAUAAAAUGUACUUUGAUGAGAAAUGUUUCAAAUAUUAUGCCCAAGAUAUCUAUAUUGUUUUAUUAGAAGUGUAUGUAUUGUUUCACGUCAAUAUCAUGACCGCAACCUUUUUUUUCAUAUUUUGAGUUGUUAUUAUCAUUUGUGUACCAGAUAAUUAAGUUGGGGCUGUUCCUGAGAUACUGUACAUAUGAUACGUAUAUCUGAUUGUGAGAUUUUCAAGUGUUUUAUAGCAGAUUAAAGUGCCACAGAAGCUAUUUUAUGAAAUGUUACCGGCAUGAUAAAAUCAACAAUUUUUUGGAGUGGAUAUAAAGCUCUAAAGACAUCGAUAGGGGUAGUCUGCCCUUAUUGGGUAGACUACCUUAAGGGCAUUUUCACGAGUAGAUAUAAAGCUGAUAUUUAUAACCCCAUCCCCGUUACCCCCUUCCCCCCCCCCCCUUGUCUGCCUCCCAUGCUGGACGCACUUGUCAUACAUGUUUGAUAAUAAUUUGUAGAUGAAUGCCACAGACAAGAACUAUAUGAUACCAAAGAAUAUACAUGUAUGAUCCACUUGCAUACAAAAAAUCAGGACCAAGAGAAGCAAGGAGAAAAGGGAAGGAAAAGGGGCAGAAUAUUUUAUUUUCUGAAUGUUAUGUAAAAAUAUAUCACAAAAUUGAAAAGGUCAAAAUUUGUGCUCACUCGCUUCGCUUGCUUGCAGCUUUUAAAAUUUUUGCCCCAUAUGCCAUGUCUGGCCCCCUCAAAAAUUGUGUGCUCAUUACACCUUUAGUAUGAUUUAUUGAAGAACUUGGCUUACAUACUUUGAUGUAUGUUGUAUUUAAUAUAGGGAUUUAAAAAAAUCUCCAGGAAAAAAAAAUUGUGAAGGUAGAUUUAAGAUAUGUGACUGUAAAAGAUUAUUGUAACAGAUGUUAGUAUCCAGGGAUGUAUGAAAUAGAAUUGGGAUUUGGUGUUUCAGUCACUUUAGUUUUACUUUUAUGAAGCAUUAAAUAAUGAUUUUCGGGUGCAGUUGAGGGCUUCACUUUUACAGCAUAUCACCGACACAGUUGGCAAAUAUGCACAUCCUGGCCAGUAUGCAAAUGAGGGAACUUAUCAUAUCAUCCACUCACUAUUUCUUUUUAUUCUUUUGAUUUUCUCUAUAUAUUCAAAUAAACAUUUUUUGGGGUGGACUUGACCUUUAAAAGUCAAAUCAACAGUUGACCAUUGCCUGAAAGAAAGUUUUAAGUCCGUCUAAUUUCUUUGAUGAAACUUAAUUUCUGCUAACCCAAUGUAAUAGUAAUUACAUGGUUCUUAUAAAGCACAUGAUAUUCAUAAUCUCUUUGUACUUCAUGAAUUAAUAAAUAAUAAUAAAUUGCAUAGUAUGCGUGCAAAUACUUAUAUGGUCUUGUUAGUACUUGUACAAGUCUUUACUAAUACCAUGUGAGUAUAAUGCUGUACAUUGUAAUGAUUAAGGCAUGUAUAUGUAAUUUGAAAUUUUCCACAUUGUGCAUCACAAUCCAGUUUUAAAUACUCGGUAGUUUUAUUACAAAUGUGAAAAAUGAUCAGUUGGCAGAUCCAUUGUAUCCUUAUUGAUUAUACCAAAUACCUGUUAUAUAAAUCUGUGCUAUCAUACAUGUACUAUUAAUGUCAAAGUUUUGCCUUUUCAUGUCUACAAUAUAGUUUUCAAAAAGAUUCUGGAACCUCUUUGAUAUUGAAGAAAAUCUAUUUAUUACCGUGAUUUUGGCAUCUUUAUGGUUUGUAUUUUGUUUUGUUUUAUGACUUUGUUUUUAUGGUGUGAAUUACUUUUUGCAAUAAAACAUACUGGUAUAUAUUUUUAGGGAUAUUUAGGUCACAUGAUUGUCUGCAAAUUGGCAAUAAGAAAUAUUCUCUUGGUUCCAUUUACCUCUAUAUUAGUCCGAGUCUUUUCACCUCGAGUAGAUUCAUUGAUAAUGUAAUGUUUUUCCUAUUCCAGUACUUCAUACAGGGUAGAAUAUAUUCAAGUCUUGUGUCCCUUUUGGUCGAAUAAAAUUUGACUAAAAAAUGGAAGUUAUUUGAGGAGACAGAUUAUGCAUGUUUGCCUUUAAUUUGGCCCUUUAACUUAUUCAAUUUGAUUAUUCAAAAAGAAAUGUAUAAACUAGUCAAUGACAAACCAUGUAAACUAAAUAAAAAUCAAUUGUAAUAUUGUUUGUAUCACUGUGUGCAUGUUACAGUGCACUGUUCCAAGCAAAAUAUUCAUGCAUUAUUUGUGAGUAUAUUAAUGAGAUAUAUCAGCCAGUACUCUAUACUAAUAUAAAAAUUUAUCAGACAACGAGUCUAUGCAUUUUAAUUGAUCAUGAAUUCUAGGUAAGAUGUGUGUGAUGGUGGAAAUAUACCAAAGGAUACUGAGAUCUAUAUAGUUUCCACAAAAAGUGUGAUUUAUCCAGUAAUCUUGAACAAUAUUGGUCAGUUCCGAAUCUUUUACCUAUCAUCAUUAGGCCUGUACUAAUUAUGAUUUAAAUUGAAUAUCUGAUUAGAAUAUAUCUGUAGCAUUGCCUUGAUUCUGUGAGCACAAUGUUUUACACAGCAUAUACAGUACAGUGUAUGCUUUUUUUCGUAGUUGUACAUGCUACUUUUAUAUUUAUGAUCACGGGAAAUUCAAAUUUGUUCUGUAAAAGAACUGUAAUUUGUAUGAAUUGUGAAUUAAAUGAUGCUUAUUGUGCACUAUGUUUUCAAAGUUCAAUUUUAAAAUCAAUACCAUCAUGCAAAUUUGUGAAACAAAACUGACUAAAAUGCAAUGUAUAUUUAUAUAGAAAAAUAAGGAUAAAUACCAAAAAUAAUUAUUGAAAGAUGUGCAUUAGCAUGCAUACCAAAUGAGUCUAAUAAAAUGGUGAUCAUGAUUUCCAAAUA